Jatropha curcas is the source of this 1497-nucleotide messenger RNA. The record is from RefSeq and is a predicted model, not a curated record. NCBI's taxonomy places the organism in Eukaryota, Viridiplantae, Streptophyta, Magnoliopsida, Malpighiales, Euphorbiaceae.
AAGUAAAAUGGAAAGGUUGAUGCCUCAGCUUGAGUCCACAUAAAAUUGUGCGUCCGCCGCAGAUAGAGAGGUUAUGUUUUCGAAAAGACAAGGAACCGCACAGAUUUGAGAUUUAUGUAAAUACAUAUGCACAGACGUUACUGAUAGCUUGCGUGUAAAUACAAGGGGAUAGAGGAAACUGAGCGGUUGCUCCACUUCAGGUGCCUUCCUUUCAAUAUCGAUCAUCGAAUUCGAUUUCGAUCCAAACGAUCAAAGUUGAUGGAAUCCACCAAUUCCACGGUCGAGGACUCGGCCUACAAGGUAGCGGAAGAGGUCGACAGAGUGGUGGAGCAGGCCAAGCAGCUUCAGGAUUCUGCCGCCUCUUUAAUUUCCAGGUCUUCCAACGACGAGCAGUCUCUCCGCCAGCGUGCUCUUUCCCUCGAGUCUUCCAUCCGUCGUUGCCAUUCCCUCCUUAACCCCCUCAUCUCCCACAAGCUCAUCGAUCCCAAGCUAGCUGAGAAGCUCGAAGAAGAUCUACAAAGAGCCAGAUGUAUGAUGCUUGAUGGAGACGCAGCUGCUUUUCUUCCCACCAAAACCCAGGGUUUUUAUACUUCUAAUUCUUCAUUUUCUUUUUUGGAGUUUCAAUCCCUCUCUGCAUGUUCCCUUAUGCGUAUAUUCACAGGCAAAUUCCUCAAAAUGUUUCUGGGACCCAUUAAUGUCCGUGCUUCUCGCAAAGAUGUUCAAUUGAAAGUUAAAGAGGAAUACAACAGUUAUAGGGACAGAACCGCCCUUUUGUUUCUUCUUUUUCCAUCAAUUCUACUGACCCUAAGAUCUUGGCUCUGGAAUGGAUGUUUGCCGGCAUUUCCUGUUCAACUCUACCAGGCAUGGCUGUUGUUCCUCUAUACUGGUUUGGCUUUGCGAGAAAAUAUUUUGAGAGCCAAUGGAAGUGAUAUCCGUCCAUGGUGGAUUUACCAUCAUUACUGUGCUAUGAUUAUGGCCCUUGUUAGUCUCACAUGGGAGGUUAAAGGACAACCAAAUUGUGCUCAGAAGCAGAGAGGGGUGCAACUUUUCUUGCAAUGGGCAAUGAUGCAAGGUGUUGCAAUGCUUCUACAGAACAGAUAUCAACGUCAAAGACUUUAUACACGUAUUGCCUUAGGAAAGGCCAAGAGAAUGGAUGUUGUCUGGGGUGAAACAGCUGGCGUGCAUGGCCAACUGUGGCUUUUGUGUCCUAUUCUCUUCAUCUUGCAGGGUUUUGAGGCGUAUGUUGGACUACAGUUGCUUAGAACUGCAUUUGUUAGGGUUGUCUCUGAGUGGCAGGUAAUAUUCUGUGGGAUCCUUUUGGUUUUUAUGGCAGUUGGAAACUUCUUAAAUACAGUACAGACACUGAUGGCAAAGUCGAGGUUCAAGGCAAAAAUGAAAAGAAGUAAGAGCAAGCCGGAAUUAGAUUGAGGAAAUUUAUAAUUUUUAAUAGUUAUACUUCCUGUAGUUAUAGCAUCUCAAUUUUGGAUUUUUUUUUUA